GCGGGACCUGGGCCGAAGGAGGCGGCCACUCCGCGCAGAGCCGGACGCCCGGCCCAGGACCCAGCGGCCACCUUCCCCUCGUCUCGUCUGUGGCACGGAACACUUCCCUCCCCCAGGGUCGUCGUCAGGCGUCCGGCUUCCUUGGCGGCCUCCCGCCCCGUCGGGUCGUCGGUCUUUGUUCCGGGCUGCCACUGAGCUACCCACCCCCCAGGUUUCUCCCUGGUUCCGUAAAGCCUCAAGGCCUUCACCAUGGAUUUCCAGCAUCGACCUGGGGGGAAGACGGGGAGUGGGGGUGUGGCCUCCUCCUCUGAGAGCAACCGUGACCGCAGGGAGCGCCUCCGGCAGCUGGCUCUAGAAACCAUUGACAUUAACAAGGAUCCAUAUUUUAUGAAAAAUCACCUGGGAUCGUAUGAAUGCAAACUCUGCCUGACUCUGCACAACAAUGAGGGCAGCUACCUUGCGCAUACCCAGGGGAAGAAGCAUCAGACCAACUUGGCUCGGAGAGCAGCCAAGGAGGCCAAGGAGGCCCCUGCCCAGCCAGCGCCAGAGAAGGUCAAGGUGGAGGUGAAGAAGUUUGUGAAGAUCGGCCGCCCAGGCUACAAAGUGACCAAGCAGAGGGACACAGAGAUGGGCCAGCAGAGCCUCCUGUUCCAGAUCGACUACCCGGAGAUCGCCGAGGGCAUCAUGCCUCGCCACCGCUUCAUGUCUGCCUACGAGCAGCGGAUUGAGCCUCCGGACCGGCGCUGGCAGUACCUGCUCAUGGCUGCCGAGCCCUAUGAGACCAUCGCCUUCAAGGUACCUAGCCGAGAGAUCGACAAGGCUGAGGGCAAGUUCUGGACUCACUGGAACAGGGAGACCAAGCAGUUCUUCCUUCAGUUCCACUUUAAGAUGGAGAAGCCUCCGGCCCCACCCAGCCUCCCUGCAGGGCCUCCAGGGGUGAAGCGGCCUCCACCCCCGUUGAUGAAUGGUCUGCCUCCUCGGCCACCACUGCCAGAGUCCUUGCCCCCGCCUCCACCAGGAGGCCUGCCCCUGCCACCUAUGCCCCCCACUGGGCCUGCACCCUCCGGGCCCCCUGGGCCUCCCCAGCUGCCCCCACCAGCUCCCGGGGUCCAUCCUCCAGCACCAGUGGUCCACCCCCCUACGUCUGGAGUUCACCCCCCUGCUCCUGGGGUCCACCCUCCAGCUCCCGGGGUCCAUCCCCCGGCACCAGUGGUUCACCCACCAACAUCUGGGGUCCACCCCCCUGCUCCAGGGGUCCACCCCCCAGCCCCUGGGGUCCACGCCCCAGCCCCUGGGGUCCACCCCCCAGCCCCUGGGGUGCACCCCCCAGCCCCAGGUGUGCACCCUCCAGCCCCAGGUGUGCACCCUCCCCCAACGGCUGGGGUUCACCCCCAGGCCCCAGGGGUACAUCCACCUGCUCCUGCCGUUCAUCCUCAGGCACCGGGGGUGCACCCACCGGCCCCUGGGAUACAUCCCCAGGCACCAGGGGUCCACCCCCAGCCCCCUGGGGUUCAUCCUGCAGCUCCUGGGGUCCACCCUCAGCCUCCUGGAGUUCACCCGUCAAAUCCUGGGGUGCACCCCCCAGCUCCUAUGCCUCCGAUGUUGAGGCCCCCUCUCCCCUCGGAAGGCCCAGGGAACAUCCCUCCCCCACCCCCAACCAACUGAAAAGCUGCCCCCCCUUGUGUAUCUGGUGUCCCCUUUCUCCCUGCUUUCCCACAGGAAGGCGUCAUGAGCUUUUGUACUUACUGUUCCCGGAGCCCAUUAAACAGCUUCCCCCUGUC
This is a messenger RNA of Ictidomys tridecemlineatus (thirteen-lined ground squirrel), 1781 nucleotides long. Lineage: Eukaryota; Metazoa; Chordata; Mammalia; Rodentia; Sciuridae. The record is from RefSeq and is a predicted model, not a curated record.